AUGUGUUAUUCUUUAUUCUCCUGCCUAGCUUUCUGCAGAGGGCGCAUUGUGAGAGUGCCCAAAGGUCCCCUCAUUCGGGUGGUGGGCACGGAGGUGGCGAUCCCUUGCAGCGUUAGUGACUAUGACGGACCCAGUGAACAGAACUUUGACUGGGAGUUCUCCCGGGACACUGACUUCGUGCGGAUAGUGAGUACCUGGGAUUCUACCUUCACCUCUGAGGAGUACCAAAAACGCGUGGGCCGCGGGGAUAUCAAACUGAGACGGAGCAGCAACGAUGCUGUGGAACUUGUGAUUAGGAACAUCCAGCCAGCUGACCAAGGGAGAUACAAAUGUUCCACGCCCAGCACUGAUGCCACCGUUCAGGGAAAUUAUGAUGCAGAGGUCCAAGUGAAAGUGAUUUCCGACGGGCUGUCCGUGAGUGGUUCCAAAGCUCGUUCCUCAACGUCUCUCCGGCUGUCUGAGGGCGACUCCUUCAAGCUGCGCUGCUCAGCCGUCACCACCUCACCGGAGCACACUCACCUGCACGUGACCUGGCAGCUCAAGAGCGGAUCCUCCUGGCGGGACAUCCUAUCUUUGACUCACGAGGGCAAGUUCCAGCCGGGCCCCGGCUACGAGGAGCGCUACCGCAGCGGGGACAUCCGCCUGGACACGGGAGCCAACGACACGUACCGGUUAUCCGUGUCCCAGGCUUCCUCGGCGGAUGGCGGGGCCUACAGGUGCCUGGUGAGCGAGUGGGUGAGAGGGGCAGAUGGCUCGUGGCAGAAGAUCCAGGAGAAGAGCGUGGAGAUCGCCGCUGUGUCGGUGCAGAGGACCGCUCUAGAUGUGGUCAUCUCAACCAGCAAUGUGUCUGUGACCGAAAGAGACUCCCUGGAUCUUACAUGCAACAUCACAACAGACAGAAGUGGUAUUUUCCAGGCAGAGGUGAUGUGGUAUUUUUCUGCAUCACCUGAUGACACUUUGUCAGAUGCUCAGCUCCUGCUGAGCAUGGACCACGAUUCUGUUGUCAGUGAUUCAACUCUCAUCAGCCUCAGCCGUGUGGACAGGAACUCCUAUCGCCUCUUGGUGCGUGAUGUGGAUGUGGAGGACUCUGGCUACUACUUCUGUGAAGCUGCUAUCUGGGUGCCCCUGCACAAUGGGAGCUGGCAUAAAGUGGUGGAGAGGACCUCUGCACCAGUCAGUGUGGUGGUGACAGCACUAGAACCAGACUAUGAUGUGUUCCUGAAUGCCUCUAAAACACCCAAGUUUUCAGAUGACCCCACAGAGCUCGACUGCAGGAUCACAAACGUACAGGACACCGAAGCGAACAUCCGCUUCACCGUUUCCUGGUACUACAGGCAGCACCUGCCCGGUGACGAUGUGGUGGCAGAGGAGCUCCUGGCUUCCAUGGAUGCAGACUGGACCCUGCUGCUUGGGGACAGGGGCAGAGAGCGGAUUCAGAAUGGGGAAAUAAUCUUCUCUAAAAAGUCUGCUGACACCUUCAGUCUGAGGAUCCAGUGGACUUCAGAGAGUGACAGAGGGGAUUAUUUCUGUGUCAUCUCAGCGUGGAGUAGGCACCGCAACAACAGCUGGGUGAAGAGCAAAGAAGUGACUUCUGCAUCUGUCAACAUUUUCUGGGCUACACAAGAUUACACGCUUACAGUGGAGGCGGUGAAACUGAAGCCAUUCUUUGUAGCAGGCCACACCUUUGAGAUGACAUGCAAAGUGUCUUCCAAAAACAUCAAGACCCCGCGCUAUUCCGUCCUCAUCACAGCCGAGAAGCCCCUCACGGAUCAGUCGAGCCCCAACGGAACCACGCGCAUUAUCUCCUUGAACCAGGACUCGGUAGUGCGGCUGGAAGACUGGACGGACCAGACCCGUGUGGAUGGGGUGGUGCUGGAGAAGGUCCAGGAGAACGAGUUCCGCUACAGGAUGUACCAGACCCAGAUCUCUGACGCUGGGCUGUACCGCUGCGUGGUGACCGCCUGGUCUCCAGGCGGUGGCGGCAUGUGGCGUGAAGCAGUGAAUGGCUUAUCCAACCCUAUCCAGAUAGACUUCCAGACAUCAGGUCCUGUGUUCAAUGUCUCGGUGCAUUCUGACAGCCCAACGAUUUACCAGGGCGAGGUGGCAGAUUUGCUGUGUAUCAUCACAACGGAAGGAAUGCCACUUGAGCCAGAUGAUAUGUCCUUCGAUGUCUCCUGGUUUGCUGUGCGCUCCUUUGCGCUGGACAGAGAGCCCGUCUUGCUGGCCUCGCUGGACCGGAGAGGGAUUGUGACACAGAGCAGGAGGAAUGGGAGCAGUGAUCUCAGCCUGGAGAGGAUCAGCCCUCUGGAAUUCCGGCUGCGCGUGCACGGCUGCGAGGACCAUGACUUUGGGAACCACUACUGCGUAGUGACCCCGUGGGUGCGCUCUGCCACGGGCGUGUGGCAGCGGGAGCCUGACAUCAAAGCCAAACCCAUCUUUCUGUCUGUGAAAAUGGAUGUCCUGGAUGCUUUCAAGUACCCCCUGUUAAUUGGCAUCGGUCUGGCCACUGUCAUUGGACUCCUAUCCUGCCUUAUUGGCUACUGUAGCUCCCGUUGGUGCUGCAAGAAGGAAGUGCAGGAAACGAGACGAGAGCGUCGCCGGCUAAUGUCGAUGGAGAUGGACUGAGUGCGGGAGCUGGACACACUUGCAUUUCGGGAGAGACUCACAGGGCUCUUGGAUUGUGUUGAGACACUUGCUCACAGGCCC
Messenger RNA from Cyanistes caeruleus (blue tit), 2706 nucleotides. The record is from RefSeq and is a predicted model, not a curated record. NCBI's taxonomy places the organism in Eukaryota, Metazoa, Chordata, Aves, Passeriformes, Paridae.